Messenger RNA from Lottia gigantea (owl limpet), 1656 nucleotides. RefSeq lists its product as hypothetical. The transcript has 2 exons. NCBI's taxonomy places the organism in Eukaryota, Metazoa, Mollusca, Gastropoda, Lottiidae. The record is from RefSeq and is a predicted model, not a curated record. The coding region runs from base 1 to 1656 and encodes 551 amino acids.
AUGAAUAAAUAUUUGAUCAAAAAAGACAAAUUGCUUUAUGGUUCGGACACUACUACGACUGACAAUGGUAUCAAAACCACAGCGGGCAACACAACGGAUGCAGUACCAAGAUGCUCUGAAAAGACAGGAGUACCAGGUGACAUUGGAAAAGAAGACGUUCCAAAGCAACCGAGAAUAAAAUUUCCAGCGAAGUCUGGUCGCCAUUUUAGUAACAGCUGUCAUUUUGAAAUUAACCAUUGGUAUUCUGUGGGAAGUAUCAGAACCAUUCCAUCGCUGUAUAUUCUGUGGGAUGUAUCAGAACCAUUCCAUCGCUGUAUAUUCUGUGGGAUGUAUCAGAACCAUUCCAUCGCUGUAUAUUCUGUGGGAUGUAUCAGAACCAUUCCAUCGCUGUACAUUCUGUGGGAUGUAUCAGAACCAUUCCAUCGCUGUAUAUUCUGUGGGAUGUAUCAGAACCAUUCCAUUGCUGUAUAUUCUGUGGCAUGUAUCAGAACCAUUCCAUUGCUGUAUAUUCUGUGGGAAGUAUCAGAACCAUUCCAUCGCUGUAUAUUCUGUGGGGUGUAUCAGAACCAUUCCAUCGCUGUAUAUUUUGUGGGAAGUAUCAGAACCAUUCCAUUGCUGUAUAUUUUGUGGGAAGUAUCAGAACCAUUCCAUCGCUGUAUAUUUUGUGGGAAGUAUCAGAACCAUUCCAUUGCUGUAUAUUCUGUGGGAAGUAUCAGAACCAUUCCAUCGCUGUAUAUUCUGUGGGAUGUAUCAGAACCAUUCCAUUGCUGUAUAUUCUGUGGGAAGUAUCAGAACCAUUCCAUCGCUGUAUAUUCUGUGGGAUGUAUCAGAACCAUUCCAUCGCUGUAUAUUUUGUGGGAAGUAUCAGAACCAUUCCAUUGCUGUAUAUUCUGUGGGAAGUAUCAGAACCAUUCCAUUGCUGUAUAUUUUUUGGGAAGUAUCAGAACCAUUCCAUCGCUGUAUAUUCUGUGGGAUGUAUCAGAACCAUUCCAUUGCUGUAUAUUCUGUGGGAAGUAUCAGAACCAUUCCAUCGCUGUAUAUUCUGUGGGAUGUAUCAGAACCAUUCCAUCGCUGUAUAUUUUGUGGGAAGUAUCAGAACCAUUCCAUUGCUGUAUAUUCUGUGGGAAGUAUCAAAACCAUUCCAUUGCUGUAUAUUCUGUGGGAAGUAUCAGAACCAUUCCAUUGCUGUAUAUUCUGUGGGAAGUAUCAGAACCAUUCCAUUGCUGUAUAUUUUGUAGGAAAUAUCAGAACCAUUCCAUUGCUGUAUAUUUUGUGGGAAGUAUCAGAACCAUUCCAUUGCUGUAUAUUCUGUGUGGAAGUAUCAAAACCAUUCCAUUGCUGUAUAUUCUGUGGGAAGUAUCAGAACCAUUCCAUUGCUGUAUAUUCUGUGUGGAAGUAUCAGAACCAUUCCAUUGCUGUAUAUUUUGUGGGAAGUAUCAGAACCAUUCCAUUGCUGUAUAUUUUGUGGGAAGUAUCAGAACCAUUCCAUUGCUGUAUAUUCUGUGUGGAAGUAUCAGAACCAUUCCAUCGCUGUAUAUUUUGUGGGAAGUAUCAGAACCAUUCCAUUGCUGUAUAUUUUGUUGGAAGUAUCAGAACCAUUCCAUUGCUGUAUAUUCUGUGGGAAAUAUCAGAAUUAUUGUAUUGUUGUAUAUGUAA